AUGGACGGACCAUCAUCCUCUUCCUUAGGCGACAGAAUUCGACUUAACGUUGGCGGAACCAUUUUUGAAACGACUCUUUCAACACUUAAGAAGGUCCCAAAUACGGUGCUCUCAACAAUGGUGGCUGAACGUUGGCGAGGUCAAGGCGAACUAUUCAUCGACAGAGAUCCCACACAUUUUUCCAAAAUUUUGAAUUACCUACGGGAUGGCGACGAAUUCAGUAUCCCACAAGAUAGAGAUGCAUGUGAAGAAUUACGAAGAGAGGCACAAGUAAGCAAUUAG
Molecule: messenger RNA, 282 nt
Organism: Haemonchus placei
Lineage: Eukaryota; Metazoa; Nematoda; Chromadorea; Rhabditida; Trichostrongylidae
Source: the annotation of a GenBank genome assembly